This is a messenger RNA of Fonsecaea multimorphosa CBS 102226, 1605 nucleotides long. RefSeq lists its product as uncharacterized. The coding region runs from base 1 to 1605 and encodes 534 amino acids. The transcript is spliced from 5 exons. Gene Ontology annotation, biological process: transmembrane transport; carbohydrate transport. The record is from RefSeq and is a predicted model, not a curated record. Gene Ontology annotation, cellular component: membrane. NCBI's taxonomy places the organism in Eukaryota, Fungi, Ascomycota, Eurotiomycetes, Chaetothyriales, Herpotrichiellaceae. Gene Ontology annotation, molecular function: carbohydrate:proton symporter activity.
AUGGCGACCUCAAGGCCUGAUACCCUUAGGGCUCACUGGAAAUGCAUCGCCGCAUGUACCUUGGUUAGCAUGUGUCCAUUUCAAUAUGGAGUCGAUUUUGGUAUCAUCGGUGGUCUGCAGGCUAUGCCUGGCUUCUUGAAUAUCUUUGGAGAAAAGGAUCCGACCUCGCCUAUCGGAUACAACAUCUCCCAUACACGGCAGCAGCUGAUUUCGUCUCUCAUGAUCCUUGGUGCCUUUAUCAGCUCCUCCUUUGCCGGUCCCGUUGCGAAGUUCAUCGGGCGGAAGAUGUCCAUCUGGAUUGCGGCUCUGCUCUGCGUGGUUGCAAAUGUUAUUAUGAUGACCACUACGAGCAUUGGAGCUCUAUAUUUCGCUCGUUUCUUGAUCGGCAUUGCGAACGGCAUGCUGAUGACAUUCUCGCAGCUCUAUCUCCAGGAGUGUGCCCCCGCGAAAUAUCGAGGCCUUGUCAUUGGGCUUUUCCAGUCCUGGACAUCGAUUGGUACUUUGGUUGGAACCAUUAUCGACAACUUCACCGUGAAGCUUUCCGGCAAACACCAAUACAUUGUUCCCCUUGGCAUCAUCUACAUUGUGCCAGGCAUUUUGUCGGUUGGAAUGCUCUUUAUCCCCGAAAGCCCGCGGUGGUUCCUUCUCCAAGACCAGACCGAGAAAGCUCGCAAGGCCCUCAAUUGGCUCCGACCAUAUCCCGAGACCGUUGAGGACGAGAUCAAGGAGAUCCAAGACGCCAUCUCCGCCGAGCGAAGCUUGGCCAGUAGCGCUGACGUCCUGGAUAUGUUCCGUAACCCUGUUGACCGAAGACGCACACUUCUCGCCGUUGGAGCUGUAUCCCUCCAGGCGGCUUCUGGUGCCAUGUAUAUGAUUUCCUACGGCACUUAUUUCUUCGAAAUGGCUCAAGUCGGUUCGGCAUUUGAAAACUCGUGCAUCCUUGUUGCAGUUGGCGUGGCCGCCAUCUUGAUCAACAGCGCCGUCAUUACCAGAUGGGGCCGGAGACGAGUGUUCCUCACGACCGGCAUGAUCCUUUGUGGCAUCACCCAACUCAUCAUCGCCGUCGUGUACGACAAACAGGGCCCAAGCACUUCAACCGGACGAGUUAUUGUCGGCGUCUCGGUUGUCUAUAUUGUCGGCUACAAUGGCAUGGUAGCAACCUACGCGUGGCUUUGUGGUGGCGAGUUCCCGUCGCAGCGUCUCCGAAGCUACACCUUUGGUCUGGCGGCGUCGAUUGGCUUUUUGGGAGCCUGGCUCGCCACCUUCACGGCUCCAUACUUCAUCAACCCCGAUUCCCUGAACUGGGGUCCAAAGUACGGAUAUAUCUGGACACCAUCUUGCUUGAUUGGUGCGCUGUGGACGUAUUUCUACCUUCCUGAGGUGAAGAACAGGACUUUUGAGGAGAUCGACGAAAUGUUCGAGGCACGCCUCCCCGCCCGGAAAUUCCGCACCUACAAAUGUGUGGGAUCAGUUGCCGCCGUGGCCAUGGCUGCUAAGGAUGAUGAAGGCAGUGCCAGCGAGAAGGAUCAUGCUGAAGUCACACACAAGGAGGUCAUUUUCGGCAAUGAGAAGGUUGCUACUGAGGCUGCGGUUGCCAUCGGUUGA